Molecule: messenger RNA, 841 nt
Organism: Acanthoscelides obtectus
Lineage: Eukaryota; Metazoa; Arthropoda; Insecta; Coleoptera; Chrysomelidae
Source: the annotation of a GenBank genome assembly
GCAGUGGUGCCAUUUCUAGGGAAUUCUCCCUAGUUCUAGGGAGAAUUUACGAUGUUUUCUAGUUCUAGGGACUUUUAGGGAAAUAGGGAAAUUCUAGGGAUUUUUUACCGUUUCAAAAAAAAGAUUAAUGAAUACUUGAAUUCCAAUCUAUUGCAAAAACUAACCGGACCCUGUUAACAUAAUUGUUAAAUAAAACAGUAUACAGCUUUGCUAAUUAUAAGGUUGGUUGUACUGUACAUCUUCUGUGUGAAUCACCGAUAAGUUCUCCGCCACCUGCCGCCACCGACGACUGUAUUACGCAUACCCAGUUCAAUAUUAAAGUGUGACCCGACGUUUUUGAGAGAAUCUUUGUUCAAAGUUUUUAAGUUUAGUUUUGUGAUGAUGGAGUCCGAUACAGCAGAAAAUUCUGAUCAAAUGGAUCAACCCUCUACGAAAACAAAAAAAAGAAACAAAAUAGGAAGUGAAUCAUUAAAUGCCGUAUGUGUUACAAGAUUUUCGUCUGAUAAUUGCUGCCAGUCAUUUAAAGUAACUGGUGAGCAUCUUAAACUAAUGAGCCAAAAAAAGUUGUACUCAAAAGAUUAGUGGCAAGUAAUGUAUUAUUUUAAGUUAGAUAAUUAAGAAAAUUCCGUUUUUUAAUCUAAUAAAGUUUUAUCAUUAAAUGUAAUUUUUAAUAUAUUUUUUUUAAACCAUAUUAUGAAUUCAAUACGUAAUACAGAAAAAAUUGGGAGUGGCGAGUAGACAGAAAAAACAGGGUAGACUUAGAAAAUAAAAAUCUAGGGAAUUCUAGGGGAAAAAAAAUAGAAUGUUAGGGAUUUUUAGCAGAAUUCGUCUGGCAACACUG